AUGAAGAAUUACAGUACAUCCGUCACUAUUUUUGCUAUUCCAAGUGCUUUGAAUAGACGUGCUUUCAUUGAUAUAGCCAAAUCAGGUAGUGGAAAAGUCAAUGCAUUUAUUUGGUCAGCUAUUGUUCAUAUGAUGACUCAAAUAAAACAUCAAGUUGAUGAUAUCACUAUUGUCUUAAUCUGUGCUCCUCAACGUGAAUUAGCUGAACAACUUCAUCUUGAAUAUAAACAAUAUGAAAAACCACGUAAUAUUAAUUCCGUAUGUGCAUUUGAUAGUGGAAAUAUGCAUGAACAAAUAAUGUCUUGUCACAAAGGAUGUGAAAUACUUGUUUGUGCACCUGAUAGUCUUAUUGAUUUAAUUAAGAGAAAACGGAAACCACAAGUUCGUUCAAUUGCUGAUCGUGUAACUUCUGAUCAACAACGCUUAUUGCUUAGUGCAGCAUUUAAUAAAAACGUCAAAAAAUUACGCUCGAUUUUGUUUUUCAUAUUAAAAUUAUUUCUUCUUACUACUGUUCUUUAUUUAGAACGAGAUAUUCUUACGGAUCGUGUUCCAAUUGUUCAAGGUGAAGUUAGCGAAGGAAAAGUUCUAAUAUUUGUUACACAUAAAGAUAAUUUUACUGAUAAAUAUUUUCAAACGAAAUAA
Rotaria sp. Silwood1 is the source of this 642-nucleotide messenger RNA. The record is from the annotation of a GenBank genome assembly. NCBI's taxonomy places the organism in Eukaryota, Metazoa, Rotifera, Eurotatoria, Philodinida, Philodinidae.